AUGGCCCCGCCAAUCCGCUGCAGGCUGGCCCGGCACCUGGAGGAACUUCGAGAAGAUGAGAUGAAGAAGUUCAAGCUGUACCUGGAGGAAUACCCCACUGGAGGGCAGGGGAGCUCCUCGAUCCCCCGGGGCCAGAUGGAGAAAGCAAAGUCUAUGGAGCUGGCCUCACUCAUGGUUGAGCAUCACGGGGAGCAGGGGGCAUGGGAGAUGGCCAUCACCAUCCUGGACGCUUUGCCUCUGAAAUUCUUGAGCAAGAGGAUGGUUGACGAGGGCCCACAGCUGGAUCACUGGGUCCUUGAGAAUAACCUUUACCCCAGGCAGAGAAGUCGCCGUGCAGCCCUACUGGAUCUUCCUCACCCAGCUGUCUCUGGACAUAAAGGAGGCCCAGCAAUCAGGGAAAGGUACCAAGCCCAAAUGGGAGAGAAAUUCAGAAUCCUACGAGACCGCAAUUCUCGUCCUGGUGAGAGUGAGGCCUUACGACACAGAUUCACCCGGUUGCUGUGCCUCCCUGAACACCGUCAGAGGGAAGAGAAAGAACAUGAGCUGCUGGCCACAGGAGUGGAUCAUGCCAGGGCCAUGGAGAUACAGGGGCAGUUUGUGGAGGUGAAUGCUUUAUUCGAUCCUGAUCAGGAGAGAAGAUUCCAGCCCAAAACCGUUGUGCUGCAGGGAGCUGCUGGGAUAGGGAAAACGGUGCUGGCAAGAAAGGUCAUGUUGGACUGGGCCGAAGGAAACUUCUAUGAAGACGCAUUCCAUUACGUUUUCUACCUAAACUGCAGAGAAAUGAACAUACUGAGCGAGAGGAGUUUGGCUGAUUUGAUUUCCGUACAUCUGGGUGACUCACAGGUUCCCUUUGACAAGAUUAUGUCCCAGCCAGGCAAACUCCUGUUCAUCGUGGAUGGCUUUGAUGAACUGAAAUGGGUCUUUGAAGAGCAGGAAUCUGACCUGUGUCAUGACUGGAGGGAGUCACGGCCAGUGCCAGUCUUAGUGAGCAGUCUACUGAGGAAGAUCCUGCUUCCUGAGGCCUACUUGCUGAUCACCUCUAGACUCACCGCGCUGGACACCCUCAACCGCUUAUUGCUACAUCCACGCCAUGUGGAGAUUCUGGGAUUUUCUGCAGCUGACAGGAAGGAGUAUUUCCGCAAAUAUUUCAGAGAUGAGAAUCAAGCCACGCAAGCCUUCAGCUUGGUUGAAGAUAAUGAAACUCUGUUCACCAUGUGCUUCGUCCCACUGGUAUGCUGGAUUGUCUGCACGUGCCUGAAGCAGCAGCUGAAGCGUGGAGAAGAUCUCACACAGACCUCCCGGACCACCACGGCCCUGUACGUCAGCUACCUGACAGCACUGUUCCCUGCUUCCCAGGACCAUCCCGGUCAGGACCAUCCACCGGGACCAAUCCUGCGGAGGCUGUGCCAUCUGGCCGCAGAGGGACUCUGGACCCGGAAGAUCCUAUUUGAUGGAGAUGACCUCAGGAAGCACGGUUUGUAUGUGUCCGAUGUCUCUCCUUUCCUGCAGAUGAGCAUUUUUCAGAAGGACAUCGACUGUGAAAACUGCUAUAGUUUCAUUCACUUGAGUAUCCAAGAGUUUUUUGCAGCGAUGUUCUACACACUGGGGCCAGAGGAGGGGAGGAUGAACUGUCCAGACCCUGACUUUGGAGAUGUGAAGAAGUUGCUAGAAAAAUACCGGAAAAGCCAUGAGACGGGGUUUUUAACAUUAACGGUGCGUUUCCUAUUUGGCCUCUUAAAUGAAGAGAGGGUGAAAAUGCUGGAGAAUAAAUUCAACUGCAAAAUUUCCCAGGAAAUAAAAAGGGAAUUACUGCAUUGGAGUCAAAACCAAUGUGAGUUCUUACAACAGGGAACACUGUUUGAGUGUUUGUAUGAAAUUCAGGAGGAGGAAUUUGUUGCAAAGGUGAUGGACCAUUUCCAGGAAGUAGAUGUGUGUUUUUUCACCAAAAUGACCUUCCUGGCUUCUUCCUUCUGCCUGAAACAAUGCCAAAAUCUGAAGAAAAUCAAAAUAACUGCUGUCUAUGAAGAGGAAUCAAGACAAGCUACAGAACCUCAAACUGAUGAUCCGGAGAACAAAAGUUCUUUCAACUUUACUUGCUGGACAAAUCUUCUCUCUGUGCUCAGCACCAACCAGAGCCUGACAGAACUGAGCCUGCGUUUUCCUCAAAUCGAUGACUUGACAAUGCUGGUUCUCUGUGAUGGGCUGAAACAACCAAACUGCAGACUACAGAAACUGAUGUUGGAACGAUGCCAUCUCACUGCUGCCUGCUGUCCACAUCUUGCCUCUGCUCUCAUUAGAAACCAGAACCUGAUUCAUCUAGACCUGACAGGAAACAACCUGGGAGAUGGAGGGGCCAAACUGGUGUUUGAGGCCCUGCGGCAUGCAAACUGUCACCUGCAAUCACUGCGGUUGGAAGACUGCAGUCUCACAGCUGCCUGUUGUAGGGAUCUCUGCUCCGCUCUCACCAGUAACAGGAACCUGAUUUAUUUGCACCUUGGAAGAAAUGAGCUGGGGGACACAGGGGUGACGGCGCUGUGUGAAGCCUUGAAGACCCCGAGCUGCUCCCUGCGGUCACUGUGUUUCCUGCCUGCAGAGCUGGGCUGGGCCACGUGGCUACAGCUCCAGGUCACCGCCUCUGCCCAGGAGAGGAGGACCAGGCAUGAACCAAGGAGACGAGUAUGGUCACGGCCUCGCCGGGGUCUCUCUGUCAGGAUGCAGGACUGCGGUCUCACUGACGCCUGUUGUCCGAAUCUCGCAUCUGUUCUGCGCUGCAACCAGAACCUGGUACAACUCAAACUGUGGGGAAAUGACCUGAAAGACAGCGGGGUGGACAUGCUCUCUGGAAGCUUGAGGGCCCCUCAAUGCCGCCUCCAGGAACUGGGUUUGGGCAACUGUAAGCUCACAGAUGCAUGCUGUGAGAGGCUCUCCUCCGCUCUGGGCAGGAACCGGACGCUGAUACACCUGGACCUGCAGUGUAACUUCCUGACUGAAUCGGGGGUACAGCUGCUCCAUGGCAACCUGAGGAACCUUUCCUGCACCCUGACGAUCUGA
This is a messenger RNA of Tachyglossus aculeatus (Australian echidna), 3051 nucleotides long. Its product is annotated as NACHT, LRR and PYD domains-containing protein 3-like. NCBI's taxonomy places the organism in Eukaryota, Metazoa, Chordata, Mammalia, Monotremata, Tachyglossidae. Gene Ontology annotation, molecular function: protein binding. The record is from RefSeq and is a predicted model, not a curated record. The transcript has 10 exons. Gene Ontology annotation, cellular component: cytoplasm. Gene Ontology annotation, biological process: regulation of inflammatory response. Bases 1 to 3051 code for a protein of 1016 amino acids.